AUGAGUUCAUCAUUUGAUAAAUCAAAAUAUUCUCAUAUAAAAAAAAUAAUUCUUCUUUCUGGUAAACGUAAAUGUGGAAAAGAUUAUUUAGGAGAGAAAUUAGCCGAAAAACUUCAUGCCGUACUUUUACAUUUAAGUGAACCAUUAAAAUUAGAAUAUGCUCGAUUAAAUCAAAUAAAUGGUGAACAAUUAUUAACUUCAUCAUCUUACAAAGAAAAUUAUCGAAAAGAUAUGAUUAAAUGGGGUGAAGAUAAACGUCGUGAAGAUUCAUCGAUUUUUUGUCGUUUGGCUAUUGAACAAAAAGAUGAAAUAUGUUUGACAAAUCCAAUAUGGAUUGUUUGUGAUAUUCGACGUUAUACUGAUAUUGAGUUUUUUCAAAAAUAUUUUUCAAAUCAGUUAUUACUGGUUCGUAUUGAAGCUUCGAUUGAUACUCGUAAAAAACGAGGCUGGAUUUUUACAUCUGAUAUUGAUGAUUCCGAAUCGGAAUGUCAGCUUGAUGAAAAUGUUGAUUGGUCUUUCGUAUUUUCGAAUAAUGAUACGGAUAAUUUUGACGAACAAAUAAAUAAUCUGAUUAAACUAAUUAAUUCAUAA
Messenger RNA from Adineta steineri, 591 nucleotides. NCBI's taxonomy places the organism in Eukaryota, Metazoa, Rotifera, Eurotatoria, Adinetida, Adinetidae. The record is from the annotation of a GenBank genome assembly.